AUGUCGACAUCAGCUCCCAGAAUCCAAGCACUCGCCAUCGUCUCACCACGAGGCGGGCCGAUCUACGUCCGCCAGUUCGGAAGCGCUCCAAGCUCGUCAACGGCGGCUGAUUUGCGGUACCACUACUUUUCCCAUGCCGCACUCGAUGUGAUGGACGAACGCACCGCGCUUGCCACCGCUCCGGGCGCAUCGUCGAACAGAACCAGCUCAGAGCAGUACCUUGGCCUGCUGUCCACGCUCGAAGACCUGGCGAUCUACGGCUUUCAGACAUGCGCCAAGCUGCGCUUCCUGCUAAUGAUCUCGUUGACUGACCAUGCGGUGCGCGACAUCGACAUGCUCACGCUCUUCCGCGCUGUCUACACAUCGUACCUCAAGUACUCGGCGAAUCCGUUCCAUUCGCUCCCACCAACAGCAUUCGCACGAGCAGCCGAUAGUAAUAAUGAGGCAGCGGUAGCACAGGAGGAGCUGGAGCAACGGCAGGCGAGCAAUCUGCCAAUCAAUUGUCGGCCAAUACGCAGCUCGGCUUUCGAUGCCAGGAUCGACCGCAUCGUCUUUGGAAGCGCGAGCACUGCAGGAGCUCCGAGGGAAAGCGGGUCAGCCCCAAGACCAACAGCUGCUUCAGCUGCUCGAUAG
Messenger RNA from Moesziomyces aphidis, 633 nucleotides. Lineage: Eukaryota; Fungi; Basidiomycota; Ustilaginomycetes; Ustilaginales; Ustilaginaceae. The record is from the annotation of a GenBank genome assembly.